Neolamprologus brichardi is the source of this 3520-nucleotide messenger RNA. It is a transcript of the gene hoxd3a, whose product is annotated as homeobox D3a. Gene Ontology annotation, biological process: anterior/posterior pattern specification; regulation of transcription by RNA polymerase II; embryonic skeletal system morphogenesis. Gene Ontology annotation, molecular function: DNA-binding transcription factor activity, RNA polymerase II-specific; RNA polymerase II cis-regulatory region sequence-specific DNA binding. The record is from RefSeq and is a predicted model, not a curated record. Lineage: Eukaryota; Metazoa; Chordata; Actinopteri; Cichliformes; Cichlidae. Gene Ontology annotation, cellular component: nucleus.
UACCCUCUGAACAUAUGCUGAGACGCUAACAGUCCGGCAUCCCUUCUUCUUCUUCUUCUUCUCUAGCAAAGAUUACCCACCGCUGAACCAACCAGAGGUCCGAGAACCGUCUCUGUGGUUCGAAAUCUUAGACUCUGGCCUUUCGGUAUAUUUUCUCUGGUAUUAAAGCGUGCCAUUAUUUGGCAUAGUGUGGGGUUAGUACCGAAAACAAUGCAAGAAGACACUGGCUCCGUGCCUCUUUGUGCUUCAGCUGUGUGGGAAGACAGACACAACAAACACGAGAUGAUAAUGUGGUUUAUUUGAAUACAAUCCGUUCCCAGUUGCAAGAAAAAACACACACGUCAUUUAUUUCAUAAAUCAUUUUUUAAAACGCACUCCCACAUCAUUGUGCAGUUGUUUGUAAAUUACACAGAACCGCGUUUUAAAACGUUUCAAUAUUAUUGCAAAAUAUGGUGAGUGAGGCCCUCUUUAUUCGUUUUAUUGCGAAAUCCCCGCUAGUUUCUAUCUUUUGGGGGAGUGAGGCAAAGAAAAAGAAAUCUUCAUAAAUGUUGGAAAUUUCAAAUCUUCUGUGACAUAAAAUGCACAGAUCAUUUUGCGCACAUGCAUUGCACUUCAGUGUGGGGGGGAGGUUAAAGAUGUCUAAAUUUGCACGUUGAGCACCCAAACAAAAGCAUAUCUGCUUGGGUUUAAACGCUGAAGUGCAAGCGAGCUGCAAAGCUCGCAGCUCAUGAGGAGAUAAAAAGAAAUAGGCAGAGGAACAUUUUCACAUUCACACAGUUCAGAUGAGGAAAUAAACGCCACCCUUUAUCAAAAUGGAUUGGUGAGGUAAGGCUUACUUGAAGAAGGGAACAAUCACGUGAACAAAUAUGCUUGUACCUUAAGGCAGCGCCUUUAUUUGUCAUCAUAAAGCUUCCGAAACACCCCAAAAUCCCAAUGUUAGCUGCAAAUCUUUACAGGCCUCUCCGUUUUUGAAUUCCUGUAUAUUUCACUGGGUGAUUGAUUGCCAGUGAUUUUUUUUCAGGAAUAAGGAUACCUUGUUCGCUUUUUAUUGGUAGUUGAAUGCGAGUCCUUCCAUUCUUUCGGGAAUACUGUCUCCACUGGUAUAUGGAAAUGUCUGAAAAACAGCAAGAUCAGGUUUAGGACAGCAUUGUCUACAGACAAAGGGUGAAGGAUUUAUUCUUGAGACAACGUGGAAAGGAACUGAGACUGAGAGGGAACUGCUUUAUGAUGAAUUGAUUCACAGGUCGAGAUGGAAGCAGUGGUGAAUGCUUGAGGGGUAUAAAACAGAUCUGCGCAGAUUUCGGUCACAGAGUGGAGCAGCGGUGGGAAACACCAAUCACGUAAAUAAACAACACUCAUGCAACUGGAUAAAGCUUCACUGGCUUACUGGCUUUGAAUCCACAAAAUGCAGAAAGCAACAUACUACGACAACUCUGGACUUUUUGGAGGCUACACCUACCCCAAACCAGACUCUUACAACUAUGGGCCCGCACACCAGUCCUAUCCUACUUCAAACAUAGACAGCGACUACCAGGGCUCAGUUUGUCCUAUUCAGACAGCUGCAGUCCGGCCACCAGCCCUAAAAGACAGUGACCUGAACGGAGACUGCAUGCGACAAAGCAGCAGUCAAAAUAACAACAACAACCAAGCGACUAGUAUUUCAGAGCAGCAGGCUCCUCCACUGUCUGCAUCUUCCCCUAGCUCCAACAGCUCUGCAUCUCAGAAGAAGAAAUCCCCAUCCAGCAGUGCUUCCAGCAGUGCCACGCCAGCCCUCACCAAGCAGAUAUUCCCCUGGAUGAAGGAGACCCGACAGAACUCAAAGCAGAAGAACUCAAACAACUGUGCCACCGCAGGUGGUGAAGUGAGUGAUGAGAAAAGCCCACCGGGACCAGCGUCCAAACGGGUCAGAACUGCUUACACCAGCGCGCAACUUGUGGAGCUGGAGAAGGAGUUUCACUUUAACCGCUAUCUUUGUCGUCCUCGGAGGGUGGAAAUGGCAAAUCUGUUGAAUCUCACCGAGCGCCAAAUAAAGAUCUGGUUUCAAAACAGGAGGAUGAAAUACAAAAAGGACCAGAAGUCUAAAGGGCUGGCGCACUCCCCCCUGGGACAUUCCCCGGAUAGAAGCCCGCCGCUGAGUGGCCCAAAUCACAUUGGAUACUCUGGCCAGCUCCAAAAUGUGAACAGCCUCAGCUAUGACGCACCCUCACCCCCGUCCUUUGCCAAACCCCAGCAAAAUAUGUACGGCUUGGCCGCGUACACGGCACCCUUGGGUGGCUGCAUCCCACAACAGAAGAGAUACCCGGGCUCCGAGUACGAACACCACGGCAUGCAGAGCAACGGCAGCUUUGCCAACGCCAAUUUGCAAAGCAGCCCCGUUUACGUGGGUGGGAAUUUUGUUGAUUCCAUGCCAGCCUCGGGCCCCAUGUUCAACCUCGGCCAUCUUCCCCACCCCUCAUCCACCAGUGUGGACUACAGCUGUGCCGCACAGAUCCCAGGAAACCACCACCAUGGACCCUGUGAUCCCCAUCCCACAUACACAGACCUCACCUCUCACCAAGCGUCUCAGGGAAGGAUUCAGGAAGCGCCUAAACUGACGCAUUUGUAAUAUGUGGUUUCGCGCGUGUGUGUGUGUGCGUGCGCGUGUAUGUUUGCGUGUGUGUGUGUGUGCCAAGAUUAUGUUGCGCUCUUUUUUUAUUACCUCACUAGUCUAAUAACUACACUCCAAGCGAGUCGUGUGUAUUAUUACAGUAUUAUUGAUAUUACUAUUAAUGCUAUUGUGUAAUUAUUUUCUAAAUAAUACAGCUUUGUCCAUUUCUCUUGAAUAUUUGAGGAUGCGGAGAAGCAGAUAGCCCGGUUGUCAGUAGUUCUUUUUUUGUUCUUGUUUAUUCUCAAGUGCAAUGCGCAAUUGUUUUGUUUUUUUCUUUUUGACUGAGUAUUUCAUGCCAUUACUUGAAGGUAAGUCUUGUAGAUCACAAAAAAUAGAAGCGCAUCUUUAGCGAGAAGGAUUUUUUUUAGGGAAAUUUUUCGUCUGUUUGUUAGGCUCUCAUUUCCCCCCGCGCACACCCCAAUUUAUUUAUUGUUUUGUAUUUUUCUUUUGAUUUGCAUAAUCUUUUGUACUAGCAUAUAGCCUAUUUAUUAUUUAAUUACUUUUGUAUUGCACAUUAUUUAUCGUUUAUAUGCGAGUAUUUAUACGUGUGGAGUUUGUUGUAAGAUUGGACAGAUCAGUGCACUUGGAAGUGUGGGCAAAACAGGGUUUGGAAAAUGCUAUGACUCGCAAUGUGUUGUUGGUAUAUAAAAAGGAGCAUUUCUAAUUGUAAAUCUGGGACAAAUGGGACAUUUUAUAGUGUAUAAACAUCACUAUAUGUCCAUGGUUAUUCUUGUGUCAAAUCUUAAGCAAAACGUAGACUAUCGAAGUAUCAAAUAUUAUACACACCAGCAUGUCAUUUUGUGUAGUCCAUUGCUAUUUUUUAUUUGUCUUCCAUUGUUAUUCCAUUCAGUUGGAUAUCCAUAAAUUUAUGAA